CGGUGGGCCACAAUUGCUCACGCCAAAUCCAAGAGGGUUCAAUUUUGCGGCGCACACCAAUUUCUGCUUGGUUCCUCAGACCAACAACAUCGACAACAGGUUCGCCAAAAUGCCUACCAGGUUCAGCAAGACGAGAAAGCACCGCGGCCACGUCAGCGCCGGCAAGGGACGUGUCGGAAAGCACAGAAAGCAUCCCGGUGGUCGUGGUCUGGCCGGUGGUCAGCACCACCACCGUACCAACCUCGAUAAGUACCACCCCGGUUACUUCGGUAAGGUCGGUAUGCGCCACUUCCACCACCUUCACAACCACGACUGGAAGCCCAUCAUCAACGUCGACAAGCUGUGGUCCCUCAUCCCCGCCGAGAAGCAGGCCGAGUACGCCAAGGCCGGCGCCAGCUCCGACAAGAUCCCCCAGAUCGACCUCCUGUCGUUCGGCUACUCCAAGCUGCUCGGCAAGGGCCGCCUGCCCGAGGUCCCUCUCGUCGUCCGCGCCCGGUGGGUCAGCAAGGAGGCCGAGAAGAAGAUCAAGGACGCCGGCGGCGCGAUCGAGCUGGUGGCGUAAACCGGCGUUUUCUUUUUCUUUUUUCCAACAUGGGUCGUGCAUGCGCAACGGGAUGGAACCAGGGAAAAGCGAGAGAUGGCGGGGGAGCACCACAAGCAUCAAUCUCGUUUUGUUUUAACCGUUUUGAUUCCCUAUACCGGCGGAAUAAAGGCAUCGCGCAAAAGGAAAGGGAUCCUCAGUCUUGACGGCGUUUGUUGUUUUAUCUAACGAGACCACACGAAUUGAUCUCGGAGGACUGGGAAAUGAAAUGGACUUCUUUUUUUUCUCGCUCAA
This is a messenger RNA of Gaeumannomyces tritici R3-111a-1, 835 nucleotides long. RefSeq names its product 60S ribosomal protein L28. Gene Ontology annotation, molecular function: structural constituent of ribosome. NCBI's taxonomy places the organism in Eukaryota, Fungi, Ascomycota, Sordariomycetes, Magnaporthales, Magnaporthaceae. Gene Ontology annotation, biological process: translation. The transcript is spliced from 3 exons. Gene Ontology annotation, cellular component: ribosome; cytosolic large ribosomal subunit. The coding region runs from base 110 to 562 and encodes 150 amino acids. The record is from RefSeq and is a predicted model, not a curated record.